Molecule: messenger RNA, 1629 nt
Organism: Alligator mississippiensis (American alligator)
Lineage: Eukaryota; Metazoa; Chordata; Crocodylia; Alligatoridae
Product: zinc finger protein 3-like
Exons: 6
Coding region: 1-1503 (500 amino acids)
Biological process (GO): regulation of transcription by RNA polymerase II
Molecular function (GO): RNA polymerase II cis-regulatory region sequence-specific DNA binding; DNA-binding transcription factor activity, RNA polymerase II-specific
Source: RefSeq, a predicted model, not a curated record
AUGCAGCCCCCGGGGGCCCUGCAGGACCCUGGUGAUCCCCGGCGGGAGCAGCCCAGCACCCGUGGUGCGGACAGGCCUCUGGAGCAGUCAGGAGAGAUGGAAACCCCAGGGUCUCGGGACAAGCCACCUCGCAUUCCCAGAGAGGAUCCCCCGUCCCUGCAGCACUCAGCAAGAGCUGCGGGAUUCUGCGUCUUCCUUCUCCCCCUCUUCCACACACUGAAGCCCCCGUCUCCUCAGUCCCAGGCCAGUGCAGGAGACUUACAGGGCUUUCCCGGUGCCAGCAGCACCAGGGCUCACGUGUGCACUCCCUUCCCACCUGCAGGUGCUGGGGCCCUGCAGAGAGCUGAGCAGCAGCCUGCUGAGGAGGGGCCGGUGAUCCUGGAGCUGCAGAGGACGUGCGCAGGGAGCCUGGAGGAGAGGAGGUCCCCGACCCCUGAGCCAGGCCAAGUGCAGAAGGGGCAGGGCAGGCCUCCAAAGCAGGAGGAGAGCUCGGAGCUCCGGGAGGUGUUCGAGGACGUGGCUGUGUAUUUCACAUGGAAGGAGUGGGAGCUGCUGGACGAUGAAGACAAGGUGCUUUACCGGGACCAGAUGCUGAAGAAUCACCAAGCCCUUGUUUCCCUGGGAUAUCGAGGUCCCACACCUGACUUAAUCUGCAACAUCCAGCAGGAACAGGUGGAGCUCCGGGUCUGUGAUGAUGAGGACCCUGGGGAAAUCUCAAGAUGGGAGGACCUGCUACCAGGAGGUGCCUGGCCACUGAGCAGAGCUGAGGAGCAGCCUCCUGCGGAAGGGUCUGCAGACCUGGAGCCAGCACAGGUUUCCCCAGGGAGUUUGGGUGACAUGGACUCCCUGAGACCUGAGAAGAAGCCAUGGCACGAAAGUCAGGGGAGGUCCCAAAAGCAGAAGGAGAAUGUAGCCAUGAACCAGGACCGGUGCAUCCACCUAGGGAGGAAGACACACCACUGCACUGAGUGCAGGAAGAACUUCAUCUGCUUGCAAGACCUGUCCCAGCACGAGUGUGUGUGGCACCACUGCACCAAGUGUGGGAAAAGAUUUAGGCAGCUCUCCAACCUGGCAAGGCACUGGUGCAUGCACACAAGGGAGAAGCUACAUCAGUGUUCAGAGUGUGGGAAGAGCUUCACUCAGUCCUACAGCCUGGCUCAGCACCAGCGUAUCCACACAGGGGAGAAGCGACAUCAGUGCUUGGAGUGUGGGAAGAGCUUCACACUUUCCUCCAGUCUGGCUCAGCACCAGCGUAUCCACACAGGGGAGAAGCCACAUCAGUGCUCAGAGUGUGGGAAGAGCUUCACUUACUCCUUCAACCUAGCUCAGCACCAGCUGAUCCACACAGGGGAGAAGCCAUAUGAAUGCUCAGAGUGUGGGAAGAGCUUCACUCACUCCUCCUGCCGGGCUCGACACCAACUUAUCCACACGAGGGAGGAAGAGCACAAGAAAACUUCUGAGAGGGGCAGAGGGAGCUUGAGAAUCUCUGACCUACAGAGAUGAAGAUGUUAGGAAGGGAUGUGGACGAGAGCUUCCAGCGACCCCUUGGCAGACAAACCUGGCUUACAUCUCGUGUACACAUGUCGCUAGAGGAGUAGUUAAGGAAAUGCCUCUUCCCGUUGUAGCAGC